UUCCAAAGUCGUGGACCAUCGACCCGGUCUUGGGGCAUCGUAGUACCCUCGGCACUCCCUUUGUCAGGAUAUGUCAGGAUAUAUAAGGAGCCAUGUUACUCCAGUGGUCUCACUGAACAUCCGAUCAAGCAGCAUCAAUAGCACUAAAGCAAUUUAAACGUCCAUUCUACAAUCGUUCUUCGCAACUUCAAUCAAGCAACUUAUCAGCCUCCACCUCAUCCCGAAUCAAAGAAGUUCAGACCUCCAAUCUCUCAAAGAUGCACUCCCCCAACCUCCUCGCCCUCCUCACCCUCGCCACCGCCGCCCUCUCCUCCCCAAUCCUCACCAUGCCCCUCAAACGCCAACUCGGCAGCGGCGGCGGCACCCUCUUCGGCCCCAUCACCUUCCCCGGAAUCAACUUCUCCAACGCGAGCAUCACGCUCGUGAACUUCAACGACGAAGUCUUCGACAUCUCCUCCAUCAGCAUCUUCGGCGACAUCAACGACGGCGGCUGCACCGAGGCCACCCCCGAGUCCGACGCCGCCGCCAGCGAGCAGCCCACCCGCACUUCGGUCUUCGGCCCCGCGCAACUGCCUUGGUCCGCGGUCGACGUCUCGAGCGCGCAGAUCACGUUGGUCAAUUUCAACGAUGAGGUUUUCGACAUUUCGAGCAUCUCGGUUUUCGGGGAUGUCAAUGAUGGGGUUUGUCCUUCGCCUUCUGCUUAGAGAGAGCGCUGUGGAUUUCUUUUCUUUCCCUUUCUGAAGGAGUGGAGUUUUGUUUUGGAAAGAUCUCUCGAGUCGGAUGAGGGAUCGCUGCGAUGGUCGUUGAUGUGGGAUCAAGUCAUGGGAUUUCGGUGAGAUCUGCUUUUGCUUGCGCUGUUUCUUUCGUUUUGCGGAUGUCGUAUUUGAUGAGGAGAAUGUUGGCUGGCGAAAGGAUAUGUGAACCUUUCGAACUUGAUGGAGUGUUCGUUCUACAACUCGGAGAUCGACGAGGUAUUUGAUAGUGGGGAGCCCGCUUUGCUGGAUUCAGUCAUCGGUAGAUCAAUGAGAGUAACCAUCAAUGCGACGAAACGAUGAGCACUCUAUGGUUUUCAUAAUGCUCAUUGAUUGUUUCGAUAACAAGCAUGAG
This is a messenger RNA of Dissoconium aciculare CBS 342.82, 1107 nucleotides long. RefSeq lists its product as uncharacterized. The transcript has a single exon. NCBI's taxonomy places the organism in Eukaryota, Fungi, Ascomycota, Dothideomycetes, Mycosphaerellales, Dissoconiaceae. Bases 258 to 704 code for a protein of 148 amino acids. The record is from RefSeq and is a predicted model, not a curated record.